This is a messenger RNA of Recurvomyces mirabilis, 1002 nucleotides long. RefSeq lists its product as uncharacterized. NCBI's taxonomy places the organism in Eukaryota, Fungi, Ascomycota, Dothideomycetes, Mycosphaerellales, Teratosphaeriaceae. The record is from RefSeq and is a predicted model, not a curated record. The transcript is spliced from 2 exons. The coding region runs from base 1 to 1002 and encodes 333 amino acids. Gene Ontology annotation, molecular function: NADPH dehydrogenase activity; FMN binding.
AUGGACCAUGUGCCUGGAAAGCAUAUGGUGGAGUACUAUGAACAGCGUGCCUCAGUCCCCGGAACUCUUCUAAUCACGGAGGCCACUUUCAUCGCACCCCAAGCUGGAGGCUACAACAAUGUACCCGGCAUGUGGAACGACGAACAAGUAUCGGCUUGGAAGCCGGUCGUGGACGCUGUUCAUGCCAAGGGCUCCUUCAUCUACCUUCAGCUCUGGGCGUUGGGACGUGCCGCUGGAGCAGAUGCAGCUGCGAAGAAUCUGCAGCGAGAGGGUCCGUUUCCCGUCGUCAGUGCGAGUGCUCAGGCUAUCAGCUCGGAAUAUGAGGAGCCGCAUGCUUUGACCAAGAGCGAGAUCCAAGAUUUUGUUGGCUACUAUGCAAAUGCUGCGAGCAAUGCGAUGAAGGCCGGCUUUGAUGGUGUAGAAAUUCAUGGCCGAGACGAUAAGUACGGAGGCAGCAUCGAAAAGCGUGCUCGCUUCGGCCUCGAGGUCACAAACGCAGUCAUUGCGGCCUGUGGUGGUGACAGCAAGAAAGUCGGAAUACGUCUGUCACCCUGGAGCACCUUCCAGAGUAUGGGCAUGAAGGAUCCUAUCCCUCAAUUUUCGCACGUCAUCAAGGAGCUGAAGAAACUGGACCUGGCAUAUCUCCAUCUGGUUGAGUCUCGAACAUCCGGGAAGAGUGCUGUCGACGCCGAGUACGCCACUGUCACCGGUCACAACGACGAGCUGGCUGAGAUAUGGGGCACUGAAGCGCCUCUCAUACUUGCUGGUGGCUUCGAUGCCGAAAAGUCCAUCAAAGCUGUCGAUGAGGUCUACACCAAGGAGAACAUCAUUAUUGCAUAUGGACGAUUCUUCAUCAGCACACCUGAUCUCCCGUACAGGGUCCAACAUGGCAUCCCACUUACGCCGUAUGACCGCAAGACAUUUUACAAAGCAGAAUCACCGGAUGGAUAUAUCGAUUAUCCUCUUAGCAAGGAGUUUCUGGGGCAGGAAAGUAGACUGUGA